AUGGUAUCUGGUAGACUCAAUUGUCACAAGGCCUUUUCUAAGGGUGUCAUCCAAUUGAAGGGUCUGUCUGACAAAAAACCUAUGGGUUUUGGCUGGGGAGGGGUAUGGGGUAUGGGGUAUGGGGUAUGGGAACUUGUUGGAUGCAAAAUGCUAUGGGAUAAGAGAGGUUAUGGGUUCUCAGAGGGGAUAAGAGAGGUUAUGGGUUCUCAGAGAUACAAGGAUACAGGAAUAUGUGUAUAUGAAUUAGUACAAAACAGCCAGAAGCGUCAACAUGACAAGAAACCAGCAUCUGCAGUGACUACCCCACUGACUGCAUCUGAACCAGUGCCCAGUUUACCUUGGACCCACGCCCACUUCAUUCCCUUCCUUGCAUGUUUCCUUGCAUUGUUCUGGCACUCCUUUGGACAGGCUAAGGACAUUCCCGUUUUGUAA
Messenger RNA from Laccaria bicolor S238N-H82, 432 nucleotides. RefSeq lists its product as uncharacterized. The transcript is spliced from 8 exons. Lineage: Eukaryota; Fungi; Basidiomycota; Agaricomycetes; Agaricales; Hydnangiaceae. The coding region runs from base 1 to 432 and encodes 143 amino acids. The record is from RefSeq and is a predicted model, not a curated record.